CCUCGUAACACAGAAAAUAGUGUAGCGGUAGAGGCAGUGCGCUGUUUAGACCGUUGGUUGGCUCAUUGGUCAAAAGGUGUUUCUACUGAUAUUAUGCCGGGAGCGCAUGAUCCAGCCAAUUAUAUGCUCCCUCAGCAGCCAUUUCAUCAAUUUAUGUUUCCUGAAGCAUCUCAAAAUGCUUCAUUUCGCAGCGUUUCAAAUCCCUACGCUUGCGCUUUAGACAAUACUCAAAUAGUUGGUUGCUCGGGACAGAAUGUGCACGACCUAUUAAGGUGCACAAUGAUAGAGAAGCCUUUGGAAGCGUUACGCAGUACACUAGUUUGGGGACAUAUAGCUCCAACGGCACCUGAUACUCUUGCUUGCUACCCAUAUGUUAGUAGUGAUCCUCUUAUUUUACAUGAGUGCCCUCAUGUAUAUUUCGCUGGAAAUUGUAACACAUUUCAAACGGAAAUUCAUAAAGGUCCCAAGGGUCAAAUAACCCGAUUGAUAUGCAUCCCAAGCUUUUCGCGAACUCAAAGCAUUGCUGUAGUAGAUUUAGAAACGCUCGAUUGUAAGGAAAUCAAAUUUAAAGUAGAAUGAAUAAAACACUCGUGAAUUAUAAUAAC
Molecule: messenger RNA, 605 nt
Organism: Rhagoletis zephyria (snowberry fruit fly)
Lineage: Eukaryota; Metazoa; Arthropoda; Insecta; Diptera; Tephritidae
Product: DNA polymerase delta small subunit-like
Biological process (GO): DNA replication; DNA strand elongation involved in DNA replication
Cellular component (GO): delta DNA polymerase complex
Molecular function (GO): DNA binding
Source: RefSeq, a predicted model, not a curated record